Molecule: messenger RNA, 1941 nt
Organism: Melitaea cinxia (Glanville fritillary)
Lineage: Eukaryota; Metazoa; Arthropoda; Insecta; Lepidoptera; Nymphalidae
Exons: 3
Coding region: 1-1941 (646 amino acids)
Source: RefSeq, a predicted model, not a curated record
AUGGUAAAUGUAUCUACGUUAGAACUAUUUACAAAAGUAAAGGAAUGCUUUUUACAAGAAUUGGAAAUAAAUGUAGAAGAAUGGGAAAUAAACAAAAUACACCGUAUUGGAAACAUACAAAAAAGUGGAAAACAGAGGCCUGUACUCCUUUCUUUUGUAAGCGGAUGGAAAAAGAGGGAAAUGAUGGAAAACAAAAAGAAACUAAAGAAUAUAUAUAUUGCAGAAGACUACUCCAAGGAAACACUAGAAAAAAGAAAGGCACUACAACCUCAGCUUAUAGAGGAAAGGAAAAAAGGAAAUUUAGCCAUCAUUAAAUAUGAUAAAUUAAUUGUUAAAAGAAACACUAUAAAGGAGAAGAGGAAAAGGCAGACACCUACCCCUCCUGAAACGGAUGCACAACCGAGGAAACAAAAGACAUUAAACACUUUACGACUGGUCCUCGUGGGGGGAAAAGACCACAACCCUCCAACAACACAAGAUAAGAAUAGCAAAAACAAGCGUCGAAAACCAAAAGUUCCAAAACUUUAUAUAGCAGCCCUUAAUGUACUCACAUUGAAAAACGAGGAAAAUCUGGUAGAACUCGGCCUGAGUGAAGUAAGGCGAACGGGAGAAAGAAUUAUUUCUUACCCAGAUUUCCUCUUAUAUUAUAUAGGAACGACUCCAGGUCACCAUGGUGUUGGAUUUAUCAUCAAAAGACACCUACUAAAUUACGUGGAGAGCUUCAUUGGAAUAUCAGAACGCAUAGCUUUGAUUAAUCUUAAGCUACCGGGAUACGAAGAUCCAUGGUCCAUUAUACAAGUAUACUCGCCUACAGAACAAUACGAUUCAGGAUCAAUAGAUUCAUUCUACCUAGAACUAAAUAAAACAAUCCAAAACCAUACUUACAAGAAUUUUAUUUUAAUGGGAGACUUCAACGGCCAAAUUGGAGUUCAACAACUAGAAGAAAACACAGUUCUAGGACCUUUUGUAUAUCGAAAAAAGACCAGAAGUAAAAACGGAGAAAAGCUUAUAUAUUUUGCUCAGGAAAAUUGUUUGAAAGCUUUAAACACAAUGUUCAAAAAGAAAAAAAAGAAAAUGUGGACCUGGAUAUCGCCAGACGGAAAAACAAAAAAUGAAAUAGAUUUCAUAAUGACAAAUAAAAGCAGAUACUUUUCAAAUAUUACAGUAAUAAGUAAUUUUAACUUCAAUACCAACCAUCGGAUGAUUCGAGCAGAGCUAAUGACAAUCCCGCCAAAGAACCCAAGACCUAGAAAUAAUACAAUAAAUAGAAAACCUAAUAAAUACCAAACAGCCCAAAUAGGCAAUUAUAUAAUAUCAAAACUUACAAAUUAUGAACAAGACACAACAAAUAUGAAGUUGCAAGAAAAAUAUAACUGGUUAGAAAGAACAAUCAAAACAUCUAUUCAGCAAGUGACUUGUAGCAAAGACCUAUCUAACAAGUGGAUGACUACAAACACUAUGAACCUUCUGAAUCAAAGAGCUGACUUAAUCAAGGGAAAGAAUACUAACGAUAGUCGAGAGCAAAUAGCAAAAUUGAGCAAAGAAAUAAAAACAAGAAUAAGAAAAGACAGAAUACAGAGUAGAAUGGAAACAAUUGAAAGGCAUAUUUUACAGACAAGUGGAAUAAAAAAGGCAUAUAAAGAGUUAACAAACAAAAAGGACUGGAUCAUACAGAUGAAACAUAACAAUGGAUUAAAGGAGAAGCGAAGGCAAGGAAUAUUAGGAAUCGCUACAUCAUACUACAAGGAACUAUAUCAAAGUACUGCAGAGGUAAAAGGAAUAGAACUGUUGGACGUCUCACCUGUACCCAGUAUCAUGCAAGAAGAAAUAGAAUUUGCUUUGGAAACCCAAAAAAAUGAUAAAGCUCCUAGACCUGACGGAAUAAGCAACGAAAUAUUAAAACAAGCGAUGAGUACGAUAUCGGAAAUUAUCGGCCCAUAA